UCAGGCGCUGAUCUGGGCAGCCGCGGCGCGGGGGUCCUUCAGCAGACGCCGCGGGGCGGAAGUCGCAGACGCGCGCGCUGCAGUUGUUUCUAUCAAAAAAUUAAUUUAAACUGGUAAUUUUUUUGCGUUUCGUCGUUGUUUAUCCGUCGUUUGAGCAGUGAAGCGCGUUUAUUUUCUGCGCCAUGGCUCCUACAAUACAGACGCAGGCGCAGCGCGAGGACGGACACCGGAGUUCAGCUCACAGAAGCGUCCCAGAGAGGUCCGGCGUCGUGUGCAGAGUGAAGUACGGAAACAGUCUUCCUGAUAUCCCCUUCGAUCCGAAGUUCAUCGCCUACCCGUUUGACCAGCACAGGUUCGUUCAGUAUAAAGCCACAUCGCUGGAGAAGCAGCACAAACACGAGCUGCUGACCGAACCCGACCUGGGCGUCACCAUCGACCUCAUCAACCCCGACACGUACCGCAUCGACCCCAGCAUUCUGUUGGAUCCUGCUGAUGAGAAGCUGCUGGAGGAGGAGAUUCAGGCUCCGUCGAGCUCAAAGAGGUCGCAGCAGCACGCAAAGGUUGUGCCGUGGAUGAGGAAGACUGAGUACAUCUCCACCGAGUUCAACAGAUACGGCGUCUCUAACGAGAAAGUGGAAGUCAAGAUCGGUGUGUCCGUGAAGCAGCAGUUCACUGAGGAGGAGAUCUACAAAGACAGAGACAGUCAGAUCGCAGCCAUUGAGAAGACCUUUGAAGAUGCACAGAAAUCUAUUGCUCAGCAUUACAGCAAACCCAGAGUCACUCCGGUGGAGGUUCUGCCCGUCUUCCCAGACUUCAAGAUGUGGAUCAAUCCUUGUGCUCAAGUCAUCUUCGAUUCUGAUCCAGCACCUAAAGAUGUUUCUGCACCGGCCGGAGUGGACAUGAUGUCACAGGCCAUGAUCAGGGGUAUGAUGGACGAGGAAGGAAAUCAGUUUGUGGCGUACUUCCUGCCAAACGAGGACACGAUGCGCAAACGCAAGAGAGACGUGGACGAGGAUGUGGAGUACAUGCCUGACGAAGUGUAUGAUUAUAAAAUCGCUCGCGAGUACAACUGGAACGUGAAGAACAAGGCCAGUAAAGGAUACGAGGAGAACUACUUCUUCAUCUUCAGAGACGGAGACGGAGUUUAUUACAAUGAGCUGGAGACCAGGGUGCGUCUGAGCAAGCGGCGAGCGAAGGUCGGGGCUCAGUCGUCUACAAACGCUGUGCUGGUGUGUAAACACCGUGAGAUGAACGAGAAGGAGCUGGAGGCUCAGGAGGCUCGCAAGGCUCAGCUGGAGAACCACGAGCCCGAGGAUGAAGAGGAGGAGCUGGACCUGGAGAAAGAUCUGCAGGACUCAGGCGAGGAGCGAGACAAGGCCAGCGACUCUGAGAACUCUGAGAGCGAGUCCGAGCGUGAGGAUGAGGAGCGUCCGGCCGAUGAAGACGAGGAGGAGGAGGAGGACGAGGAGGGUAAGCGUCGCGAGCGGAAGAGCAGCGGCAGCGAGAGCGGCGAGGACCGGCAGGCGCGAGACGAGGAGGAGAUCUUCGGCAGCGACGAUGACAGCGAGGAUGAGGAGGGAGAGAGAGCCAGGAGCAGGAGCAGCAGCGUCCAGCAGAGCGCCAGCGACAGAGCGUCCGACUCCAGCGACGCCAGCGACAGCGAGUGACACGGACUGCACUGCAACACAAGGCUCGUCUUGUUUCUAAUAAAAAUAUUGAGAUGCAUUUACUAGAGAAGCACAAAGAGGUCUCGCUUCCAGAGGAAAAAUAUUGUAACGCAUUUUGUCAAAAAUAAGUCAAAUAAUAUGGGUUUACGUUCUGGCUCAUAAUUGAACUUAUUUUAAGCGAAAUGCUGGAGACAAGACUAAAUAUCUUAAAUCACUCGUCUAGUAAAUGCAUCUUAAAAUUAAAUCUAGAUAUUUUUAUUAAAAACAACAAAAAUACUAAGAUGAGCCUUUUUGCUGUGAGUGUGUGUGUGUGUGUGUGUCCUGUGAUCUGUAGUGUGUGUGUGUGUGUGUGUGUGUGUCCCUCCUGUAAUUUGUAAUUGCUGUGUGUGUGUGUGUGUGUGUGUGUGAGUGAUGGACACAGAUACACUGAAUGAGUGUUUUUUUUUUUUUUUCUGGUUUAAUUCCUCUGCUCUCUCCUGGUGGACUGAGUGAGUCCCUCGUUAGCGAACAUCUUUUUUGGUAGUUUUUCUCAUUACAGUGUAAACAUUGUAAAUAAACUAUGAUUUAGUUUGUUUUCUA
Molecule: messenger RNA, 2246 nt
Organism: Puntigrus tetrazona (Sumatra barb)
Lineage: Eukaryota; Metazoa; Chordata; Actinopteri; Cypriniformes; Cyprinidae
Gene: paf1
Product: PAF1 homolog, Paf1/RNA polymerase II complex component
Exons: 14
Coding region: 183-1667 (494 amino acids)
Biological process (GO): transcription elongation by RNA polymerase II
Cellular component (GO): Cdc73/Paf1 complex
Molecular function (GO): chromatin binding; RNA polymerase II complex binding
Source: RefSeq, a predicted model, not a curated record